Molecule: messenger RNA, 526 nt
Organism: Olea europaea var. sylvestris
Lineage: Eukaryota; Viridiplantae; Streptophyta; Magnoliopsida; Lamiales; Oleaceae
Product: alpha,alpha-trehalose-phosphate synthase [UDP-forming] 1-like
Exons: 3
Biological process (GO): trehalose biosynthetic process
Cellular component (GO): cytosol
Molecular function (GO): catalytic activity
Source: RefSeq, a predicted model, not a curated record
UUGGGGAUCCUCAUCACUGUCAUCUUCAUCAUCUUCCGGAAGCAAAAGAGAAAAUCAUGAGUAAAAUUCGUCGAUGAUUCAUUCAUCAUUUGUUGUCUGCAUAACAACAUUAAAGGUCGCUGAUGAAUGAUUAAAUAAAAUUUUAAUGAAUAAUUUAUUGCGGUUAGAUUUUGUUUUAAUGCUAAUUUUUACCUUCUUUAUCCCUUUCACUAUCUCACUCACAGACAAAAAACACAAAAUAUAUGUUAUAUGUCAGACCAGUAACUUUUACCAUAUGUUUUUGGCAGAUCAAAAGCUUUCAUGCGAAGUUCAUGAAAUUGUUGGAAGGAUAAAUGGAAGAUUUGGAACUCUUACAACUGUUCCAAUACAUCAUUUAGACCGUUCGCUCGAUUUCCAUGCAUUAUGUGCACUAUAUGCUGUAACUGAUGUUGCUCUGGUUACAUCUUUAAGGGAUGGAAUGAAUCUCGUGAGCUAUGAGUUUGUGGCCUGCCAAGCUUCAAAGAAAGGGGUGCUUAUCCUAAGUGAG